AUAACCCAGCAGAUACAUGAGGAAAUUCCGGAGCUACAACAACAUGGAAAAUACGUGACACUCAUACAAACAACCCAGAUAUAAUCACAACACAGCAGACCUUUAAACAACACAGAUCUGAACAGAAACAGAAGUUUAUACCCGUGAGUUGGAAGGAGACGGAGCAAAGUGAAGUGAUGAACACCUCAGAGUUGGCGGUACAGCUGGAGGAAUGUCUGCGCCUGGCGGGGUCAAACAUCACUGAUGAGAACAAGGAGACGUUCGAUCAUUCCAAGGGCGAGCUCCCGGCUGAGCUGAGCACGCUCCUGCAGGAGGCCGUGGAGAUGAAGUGGCCGUUCGUGGAGGAGAAGUGGCAGUACAAGCGCUCUGUGACAUCAGAGGACAAAGUGAACACCACACAGCUGAUCGGCAAACAUCUGCCCCAACUGCUGGUUCUCCUCAGGGAGUCCAUCAGGGCCAGAGAACCCGGCUGGUCCAUGUCGGUGGUGUUUCUCCUGGAUCGUUUCUUCUACCUGGUGGACGGCUCUCACACGCUGCUGAAGAUCGCUAAAGCGCUACACAGGCGCUACCCAGAAACCCCGGUCGCGCCUCAGAUCGUCAUUCGGCAGGCCCGAGUUUACCUCAACGCCGGUAAACUGCAGAAAGCCGAGUUCAUACUGAGCAGUCUGAUCAACAACAGUGGAGCAACCGGAUGCUGGCAGUACCAGCGGGACAGCGAUCAGGUUCUGGUACAGGCGGUCAGCGUGCAGGUUCGAGGGCAGGUGCUGCAGAAACUAGGCUUGUGGCUGGAGGCAGCAGAACUCUUCUGGGCUUCACUGAUUGGUUUCCAUGUGCUUCCUCUUCCUGAUAAAAAGGGUAUUGGAACGUCUCUCGGCCUGCUGGCUAACACUCUGAUCUCGAUGACGGAUGAAGAUUUUGCUACGCUCCAGAAGACACGUCACGUUAACCUGGGGAUUCUGGGAGACUGCAGUCAUCGGCUGCUCUGCGCAGCUCAGGUUGCUAAGCUGGCGGCGGUGUACAGUCAGUACGGGUCUCUGUACGUUCUCACUCAUAUGGUGACACGAGGAACCUGCCUGCUGUCCUACAGCUUCUCCAAACACUGUCCCUCUGAGAGACAGAACGUCCACCUCAGCUCGGCCAAGGAGGCCUUCGAGAACGGCUUGCUGACCAAGAAAGACGAAGAGGUGGUGACCAGCCAUCAGGAACUGCAGACGCUGCUCAGAGCGGCGUACUGCCUAGCCGUGACCAACAAGUGGAUCUCCGGCCUAAGCGGAGAGGUCAGAGCGGCUCUUCAGGCCUGUCAGGAAGCCCUGGCGCUCCUGUAUCCCUACUGCUUCAGGGACGACUCGGAUAAGCCGGCGCUCUCCGCCGAGGUGAUGGCCAGGGUGCGGCGCGUGAAGACGCUUCUCGAAGUGAAGCUCUUCGCGAAUUCCGACCCGCGUUCGUUCAUCCCGGACAGUUACCGCAGCAUGGAGGACACACCCGUCCCGUUCACCAUCGCCGAUUUUGGGAAAGUAAUGCAGGGUUUCCAGAAGCACCACAGAUCCGUGUGCGAGGCUUUUUCGCUGGAGAAGAAUCCAGGAAGCGGUCAGGAUGCACGCCAUGCUAACUGCAUCACCGCCUUCCAAACGCGGACAGAAUCCCUCCCGACCAACUGUCCCACCAAAGACUGCAAGUCAGACAAAGUGGAUCCGGGAUCCAACGAGAUCCCUCAACAAGUGGCCACAGAUUCUCUCCUGGAAAGGUUUCAGAUGGAAACCUACGAUUCCGCGCUGGAUAGCGAGGAGCCGCCCGGGAAUCGAGGGUCGAGGAUCACUGGAGGUUCGAUUUCCGGAACGUCUCGGAGCGGCAGCAGUUUGGGAUCCUCCUGGCUGAACUGGUCCGGGAGCAGCUGGUCCUCUCACGUUAUGGUCAAUCCGGCCUGCUUUACAGAAGAGGAUGAUGCUAAUGCACAGGACGAACCUGCGCGAAACGCUGGAAAUGACUCCAACGGUGCUAACAGCGCUAGCGCUAACAAUCCAUCGAGUUCUGAUUUGUCAAAAAAUAGCCUAGCCGGGUCAGAAACCGUGAAUCGAUCGCUAAACCAUCAGAAAGAGUUCUGCACCACCUCGCUAAGUGAGGACGACUGCGGCGAAAGUAAAGCCGCCCACGUCGCUGAUGCUAGCAAUCAUACUAGCGAUGAUUUUUCCUUCCUAGCGAGCGCCAGCCCUCAAAAUAGCAUAGCCGGGUCAGAAACUGUGAAUAAAGAUGUACAGACUCAGGUUCAGACUGGACAUGAACUUUGCAGCACCUUGGAAAGUGAGAACAACCUUCCAGGAACCAACUACACCAAGACAAGAACUUCCUCAGGGUCUCUAAGCGGUAGUCUUGGUUCCUCCUGGCUAAGUAUCUCAUUUCCUAGGUCACCUCAAAGUAGCGAGCAGGCAGCGAACCAGAAAUGUGCGACGUUGGAGACCGACGACGGUCCCGACAGUCCCUUUGAGUACGUAGACGCCAAACCUUCAGCGUCGCCAACCGGAGCGCCAGGGUCCUCAGAAGAUCCCGAGAUGUCUUUCCUGAGCCGUGGCGUCUCGAGGGCUGCGCUAGCCGGCGCAAACGGGGCUGGAAAUCGACCCGCGUCGUUACCGUCCAGCGACUCGUUCGAACUGGUGCAGCCCGAGGAGACGCCAGGGAGGAGCAGAGGUAGCGUGAAGGUUCCUCAUCACGUCGGGACUGAAGAUGACGACUCCAGACCUCGUCAGAUGUCUUCAGCGGCGCCGCAGGAUCAAAAUCCGUCCAGCUCCUCCGGCGGGAAUGUUUGUAGUUGUUUUCAGGGUUGCAUCAUGGGAAGUGUAGUUCUGACGGAGCAGGACUACAAAAGUCUGUAUUCAGGAGUGUGCCAGGCCUGCCUGCUGAGGAGACUUCCCAGCAGACCCUUCCAACUCCGCCACCACGACCGAGCCUACAGUGCGCUGGUGCUAAAAUACUCCAAGAGUACGGACUCGUGGACGGGCUGUGAAACCAGCGUGUACGUGGGUGAAGUUCUGAACGUGGAUAUCAAAGGCAACCAGAGGAAGCCGUUCAGGGUUCAGUACCUGCACCAGGAGCUCCUGCUGGCCAGUUAUGUAGGGAAGGACUAUCUGAAGGAGAAGAAGAUCCACACACACCUGAGCGAUGUGGAGAGACAGAUGACGGCUCAGUUCUAUGUCAUGGAGUUCAACAAACGUCUUUAUGAGAACAACAUCACCACCCAGAUCUUCUACAUCCCCUCCGAGAUCCUGCUGCUCCUGGAGAGCGACUCCAUCGUGGCCUGUGUAUCGGUGGAGCCGUACAUGCUGGGAAAAUUCAUCAAACUCACCAACAACACAUCAAAAACCAACAAGCAGCACUCGACCACAGAGUUUGGCCUCGCCUUCGGCCACUUCACCUACAUGUUCUCCAAACAGCAGGAGGUGGUGGUGGACCUGCAAGGCUGGGUGUCGGGGAAUGGUAAAGGCCUGAUGUACCUCACUGACCCUCAGAUCCACACGCUCAGGAAACCCAGAUCUGCUAACAAUUUCCACCUGAGCGGCAUCACCAAGUUCCUGCAGGAUCAACACGGCGAGUGCAACUCCAUCUGCAGCGCCGCGGCGCUACACACGCUCACUACACGCUAACACGCCAACACGCCAACACUACUACACGUUUGAGAUGAGACCAGGGCUCUGUGUGGAGCGACUGGAGCUGAUUUGCACACAAAUAGCUACAGCUGUAGCCUAGUGGUAAAGGUACUGGACCAGUAAUCAUAAGGUUGCCGGUUCAAGCCUCACGCACUGCCAGGUUGCCACUGUUGGGCCCCUGAGCAAUGACUUAGAUUGUAUACUGUCAACAGUCUCUACUCUUCUGGAAAGGCUUGCCACAGUAUUUUAAACUGUGUCUGUGGGAAUUUGGUUAAAAGAGCAACACCGGCAGGUGAUAAAUAGUGGCUGCAGAUCGGACACGUCUCGGAGGGGACGUGUGAUGAUCCGGCUCUCCUCGAUUCACCUUGAGACACAAAUCUUUGGAGAAAUGGAUGGAGGGCGAGUAAUCAGAAGGUUGCCCGUUUAAGCCCCACGCACUUCCAGGUGGCCACUGUUGAGCCCUUGAGCAAAGCCCUUAACCCUCAGUUACUUAGAUUGUAUACUGUCACAGUACUGUAAGCGUCAGCUAAAUGCUGGAAAUGUAAAUAGUAUCGCUUUAGCUGAAGGAUAAGCGAGCGGAUUGUUUCGAUGGUUUUCCAGAAGCAGAAGCUUCACCGUGUUAUUUUGUCCGGUAUAAAACGGCACCGAGGUUCCGUCUGUGUCGUCAGAGCGAGCCUUGACCGUCCUAGUUCAGUACUUGAGUUCAUUUUGUGCCAGUGAUAUGAAUGAAUUAGAGAAUUAGAGUAACGACUGUGCAGAUCUGUCGAGCUGUCUUAACACUUUUGCAUCAGUGCUUCACUACACACUCCAGCUUUAGGCUUUUUUCACUGACGGUUCACAAGGAAUCUUUUAUAAACGUUUUGAUUUUGUCGUCCUUUCUUACAGUAUUGUGUUGAUGUGUUUAUAGAGCUUGCUGAAAGAGAAAGGGGACUUCCCCAAACUGUUGCGACAAUGUUACAUUUAUAUACGGCAACCUUAUUAUCACUACAUUUACAUUUACGGCAAUUAGCAGAUGCUUUGAUCUAAAGUAAAGUAUACUGUCUAAGCAAUUGCAUGUUAAGGGCCUUGCUUAAGGGCCCAACAGUGGCAACCUGGCAGUGGUGGGGCUUGAACCAGCGACCUUUUAAUUACUAGUUCAGUACCUUAACCACAAGGCUACAUCCUGUCCACUAGUCUAGUAUCUUAACCACUAAGCUUCCACUGUCUAAAUUAUUUACCUUAUAACAUUUUCAUACACCCGUUAGCAAUAAAUGUAAUUGUUAGAAGGCGUGUCCACAUACUUUUGGACAUGUAGUGUGUAUUUAACUCAUAUUUUUACAAUUCCAGUGGUUGUUAGUAUUUAUAACUGGAUGAAAUCGACCACUAGUCUGCUGGGUGGGAAAAGACAGGACUAAAAAGUGGGCGGGGUCUUCGACGCCGUGUAAGGACCCUGGUCACUAGCCCGAGGCGCCUGCACAGAAGUGGAGAGCAGCGAGUGACUCUCCAUGCGCUAGACCGACCUCAUGCGCCGAUCCACCGAAGUACGGGGG
Trichomycterus rosablanca is the source of this 5167-nucleotide messenger RNA. It is a transcript of the gene alpk1, whose product is annotated as alpha-kinase 1. Gene Ontology annotation, biological process: innate immune response; protein phosphorylation; cytoplasmic pattern recognition receptor signaling pathway. The transcript is spliced from 14 exons. NCBI's taxonomy places the organism in Eukaryota, Metazoa, Chordata, Actinopteri, Siluriformes, Trichomycteridae. Gene Ontology annotation, cellular component: cilium. Gene Ontology annotation, molecular function: protein serine/threonine kinase activity; ATP binding; monosaccharide binding. The coding region runs from base 177 to 3635 and encodes 1152 amino acids. The record is from RefSeq and is a predicted model, not a curated record.